Molecule: messenger RNA, 315 nt
Organism: Knipowitschia caucasica
Lineage: Eukaryota; Metazoa; Chordata; Actinopteri; Gobiiformes; Gobiidae
Source: the annotation of a GenBank genome assembly
AUGGACCAUGAAGCCUUCACAGACUCAGCAUGGACCAUGAAGCCUUCAGACUCAACAUGGACCAUCAUAACCUCCAACACCUCAUCACCUCCAGCUUCAGGAUGGAGCAGAUUUUGGCCGUGGCGUCGCGAUGUUGGACCGUCAUGUGACCUGAUCUUGCCACGAGCCAUGAAUGAGUGUUGUUGGUCUUCAUCCAUCGCCAUCACCGCCAACAACGACCGACAUCGACCAACGGCAGCGGACUCGCACGAUGGAAGUGUUGCCGGCGUCUCCACGGUAACCGAACACCACCUGCUGAGUCCGCACCGUGGUUAG